AUGGCUGCGCUACUGCCUCAUCGCGCUGGGGACCCGUACCACGGGCAUCCAUCUUUCGUGUGCUAUGGUGCGUACGACUUCGACCUCGAGCUUGGCGACUACUCUCAGCACCAGCAUGGCUGCGCUCCUGCCUCAUUGCGCUGGGGACCCGUACCACGGACAUCCAUCUUUCGUAUGCUAUGUCUCUGCUCGAUCUGCUUGCCAGCCUAG
Messenger RNA from Mixia osmundae IAM 14324, 210 nucleotides. RefSeq lists its product as uncharacterized. The coding region runs from base 1 to 210 and encodes 69 amino acids. NCBI's taxonomy places the organism in Eukaryota, Fungi, Basidiomycota, Mixiomycetes, Mixiales, Mixiaceae. The transcript is spliced from 2 exons. The record is from RefSeq and is a predicted model, not a curated record.